AUGCCCAAAUAUGCAAAGUUCCUAAAAGACCUUCUAAAACGCAAGGAUAGGUUAGGAGAGGUUUCUAACAUCCCCCUUAGUGGAGGAUGUUCCGCCGUAGUGUUGAACAAGGUUCCGGAAAAAUUGAUGGAUCCGGGCCUUUUCACCAUCCCGUGCUUGUUUGGGAGUGAUACCGAGUGUAGGGCCCUAGCCGACCUAGGAGCGAGUAUUAACUUAAUGCCAUAUUCCAUGUAUGAGAGGUUAGGUCUAGGAGAGUUGUCGCCUACACGCAUGUCUUUGUCGCUAGCCGAUAGGUCCGUCAAGUAUCCACGAGGCAUUAUUGAAAACCUUCUAGUCAAAGUGGAUAAGUUCGUCUUCCCCGUAGACUUUGUCGUUCUUGACAUGGAAGCCGACGAAAAGGUUCCCAUCAUUCUAGGGCGUCCAUUCUUGUGUACCGCCAAGGCCAUCAUCGAUGUCUUUGACGGGAUAAUCACACUUCAAGUCGUUGAGAGUAGGAUAGACGAGAUAGCUGAGAAGGUAGAGGAGGUUGUUAGUGAGAGUGAAGAGGUAGACGAGGACAAGUGGGUCCCCGAGGUGCUAGAAUUGAGUGAAAUUAAGAGUGAAAGUGAGAGUACACCUAUAGAGAAGCCCGCCCCUUUAGAACUCAAAGUCCUCCCGUCCCACUUAGAGUACGCUUUCCUAGAGGUGCAUAGAGACAAACCUUAUGUUGAAUUGGGAGAAGUGUCACUUUAUGGUGACGGAGGGGAUAGUGUUAGGACACAAGGUGUCAAGAGAGGGUAUAUAGGUGGAUAG
Helianthus annuus (common sunflower) is the source of this 792-nucleotide messenger RNA. RefSeq lists its product as uncharacterized. The coding region runs from base 1 to 792 and encodes 263 amino acids. The transcript is spliced from 3 exons. Lineage: Eukaryota; Viridiplantae; Streptophyta; Magnoliopsida; Asterales; Asteraceae. The record is from RefSeq and is a predicted model, not a curated record.